AUGUCGACCCUCACGUUUCCGAUCCUGUGGAAGGAUGCCCAUGAGCGGGGCAUCAAGGGAGUCAUCGAGCUCAGCAUGUCCGAUUUGCCGCUGAAAGGCGCUCGAGUUCGAGACUUGUUCCCGGUACUGAAUACGAAGAUCAACGCCAAGUUCCCGUUCGAGCGAAAUAGUCGCGAAGUGGAGACUUUUCUACUUUAUGGAACCCGUGUGAGUCGUGAUCGUUCACUGAAAGCACUCAUUCCCGAGCUGCGUAGUUGUCCACGAUUUGUAGUGAGCAUGAGACUCUACCCAAACUGGGCGCCCAGAAGCAGCAUUAGGAUCUUUAUUAAAACGCUCACAGACAGAAUUAUUCUAAUUAACUGCGAGACCACCGAUACGGUUGUCUGUCUCAAGUCCAGAAUUCGAGACAAGGAAGGCAUUGCACCUGAUGUCCAGAGUCUUGUCUUCGCAGGCAAAGAGCUCGAAAACCAUCUUUCGCUGCGUACUUACGGUAUCAAAAACCUGAGCCAAGUGCAUCUGGUGCGGCUGAUGCGUGGUGGUGGAGGUCCACCACGGAUGUUUGCCGAUUGGCGUAUUGUCCGCAGAGGACUGAACAUCGAGGGGAGAUGCAAGAAUGUGGAGUGUGCUGCAUAUCAACACAUGGUUAUCCACCCCAAGCAGUAUGAAGCAUUUAAUCUCAUGCGAGAUGACGACAUUCGAUGUCCCAUCUGUCACUCAAAGGUGAAGCCUCGAACUUGUGGGUUUUACGAUUGUGUCUGGAAAUUUGACGGAACACAAGAACAAAACGGGUUUUCAAUUAUUUCGCAGUGGAAGGAAGCUUUUGGUCGGAAUUUGAUGAUUGUAGCCAGACGGCGAGAUGAGUCGACUGAGGUGAUGCUAUCACCAUCCGCCCAAGCUACUGGAAUAAGCAGAAGCGACAAGUGCUCGAUCUGCUGGUCCAAGUUCGGCUUGACAGCAUCAGGCUUCGUUGUUACGAUUAGCUGUGGACAUAGCUUCCACUGUUCUUGCAUUGACAAAUGGUCGGGGUGGUGCAUGAACAACGGUACUCUACCAAGCUGUCCUGUGUGUCGCAGAGAAGUACAGACGCCUGCUUAUGCUUGA
Messenger RNA from Phytophthora infestans T30-4, 1101 nucleotides. RefSeq names its product ubiquitin family RING domain-containing protein. Gene Ontology annotation, molecular function: ubiquitin protein ligase binding; protein tag activity. Bases 1 to 1101 code for a protein of 366 amino acids. Gene Ontology annotation, cellular component: nucleus; cytoplasm. The record is from RefSeq and is a predicted model, not a curated record. The transcript has 3 exons. Lineage: Eukaryota; Oomycota; Peronosporomycetes; Peronosporales; Peronosporaceae. Gene Ontology annotation, biological process: modification-dependent protein catabolic process; protein ubiquitination.